Messenger RNA from Dendrobium catenatum, 1381 nucleotides. RefSeq names its product silicon efflux transporter LSI3-like. Gene Ontology annotation, biological process: transmembrane transport; arsenite transport. Gene Ontology annotation, molecular function: arsenite transmembrane transporter activity. The record is from RefSeq and is a predicted model, not a curated record. Bases 16 to 1329 code for a protein of 437 amino acids. NCBI's taxonomy places the organism in Eukaryota, Viridiplantae, Streptophyta, Magnoliopsida, Asparagales, Orchidaceae. The transcript is spliced from 4 exons. Gene Ontology annotation, cellular component: membrane.
CUUCUAUUCGGCACCAUGGUGGUCUCCAUCUACCUCGAGAAAGCCCACAUGUUCCGCUACCUCGGCCGGCUUCUCUCCUGGAAAUCCUUCGGCGGCCGUGACCUUCUCGUCCGCGUAUGCCUCAUCUCCGCCCUCGCGAGCGCCCUCUUCACCAACGACACUACCUGCAUUGUUCUCACCGAAUUCGUUCUCAAGUUCACGAAGCAGCAUAACCUCCCUCCAUUACCUUUUCUUCUGGCUCUCGCCUCCAGCGCCAAUAUUGGGUCCUCGGCCACGCCCAUCGGCAAUCCGCAGAAUCUCGUCAUCGCCAUCCAGAGCAAGAUUCACUUCGGCAAAUUCCUCCUCGGCAUACUUCCGGCGAUGCUUGUAGGUAUCGUCGUCAACACAGUUAUCAUCCUUUGCAUGUUCUGGCGAAGCUUGUCAUCCCCAAGCAAGGACGUGGAAUCAUUGAAGCCUUCUCCAACGCCGCCAGCGGAGGCGGCGGCAGAGAUGUCUUCACACAAAUUCUCGCCGGCGAAAAUGUCUCACAUGUCGACACCGGAGGUGGUGGAUGAUGGAGAAGGCUCGCAUAGGUUUUCGCCUGCGAUGAUGUCGCACCCGCCGGUGGAGUUGGGGCCGGAGGGCAGCAUGAUUGGCGACGUGGAGAAAGCGGGCAAAUUGGGAGCGGUGCCGGCUGUAAUUGAUGAGGUGGUGGAGGAGAAGGAGAGGAAGGGGAGGAAGAGGGCGUUGUUUUUGAAGGGGAGUGUCUAUGUGGUGACCGUUGGAAUGUUGGCGGCGUUAUUGUCGGGCUUGGAUAUGUCCUGGACGGCGAUUACGGCGGCCAUUUUGCUGGUCGUGAUUGAUUUCAGAGAUGCUGGGCCUUGCUUGGAGAAGGUGUCGUAUUCCUUGCUUAUAUUCUUCUGUGGGAUGUUCAUCACUGUGGAUGGGUUCAACAAAACUGGCAUACCGAGUGCUUUUUGGGAUCUAAUGGAGCCUUCAGCCAGGGUUAAUCGAGCAAGUGGAGUUGCUUUGCUCUCCAUUGUCAUUCUUCUUCUCUCAAACUUUGCAUCCAAUGUCCCCACUGUUCUCUUGCUGGGAGCUCAGGUGGCCAAAUCAGCUGCAGCAGUUUCUGCAUCAGAUGUAGACAAGGCUUGGCUUAUACUUGCUUGGGUGAGCACUGUAGCUGGAAAUUUCUCUCUACUGGGCUCAGCUGCCAAUUUGAUCGUCUGCGAACAGGCUCGACGGUCCGAACAACACGGAUACAAUCUCACAUUUUGGAAGCACCUUUAUUUCGGGCUCCCGUCGACGCUCAUCGUCACCGCCAUCGGCCUCCCUCUCAUUAGAGGAUAGAUUUUUCAUUAGAAGAUAUCAUGCAGUUGUGUUAUAUAUGUAGCUUGUUAGC